UCCUGGGUCCUGGGUGCGGGGUCCUUCUGAAAAUAACAAAUAAUUACUCAAAAUAGUAGACACCGAAGAAGCUUUCGCCAGCGACUGCGCAGCCGGCGUAGCAGUCGCAGUCGCGGUCGACGGCGAGUCGGAACUGAACAGAACUGAAAGAGAAUUGAAUCGGUUUCGCAAUACAUACACAAACAAUAGGCGCUGGGAAGUAGACGACGGCGAAUCCUUGGCGGCUCAGCAUUUCCACCGAAUUCGCGUCGAGGAAAAGCGGAAAAUCGGAAAAGCGGAGCGGAGUCAGCAGUCAGCGGCCAUUUCGUAUUGAUUUUCAAGUGUGAGCGGCGCCGUUAACAUGGACAAGAUGACGGUGGCCCAAAAGAACGCAUAUCUCGAGGCCCAUAUGGCCGUGCAGCAGCAGAUGGCCCAGGCGGCCAUUCAGUUCAAGCAGCAACAGUCCUCCCAGCAACAGGGCUCCCCCACCACGGCCAACAACAACAAUAACCAGCAGAAUAACGGCAACAUGCAGCAGCAGCAACAGCAGCAGCAACAACAGCAGCAGCAGCAACAGCAACAGCAGCAGCAGCAACACUACGCGGCCACAAUCAAGGUGCCGCAGAUCAGUUCCUCGAGCGCAGCGGCAGCGGCGGCCGGUGAGAGCACCUUCACCGUUCCCGACGAUGGCAUGGGAUUCGAGGGCGGCGUCCGGGUGCUGCAGAGCCUCGGAACCUGGUCGGCGGCCGAGCAGCUCACCUACAAUAUACCCAAGCCGAACCUCAUUCCCUUCACAGAGCCGUACGUUGAGGGAGGCUCAAUGCACCCGGCCAGCCGGCUGAAGGCGCUGCAACAGGUGCAGCAGGCCUCCUCGGGGGUGCGCAAAACCAAUCCCUCGAAGUCCACCAACAAGGCUUUUGAGUGCACGGUGUGCGGAAAAGGACUCGCCCGCAAGGACAAGCUGACCAUCCACAUGCGCAUCCACACCGGCGAGAAGCCCUAUAUUUGUGAAGUGUGCAAUAAGGCUUUCGCCCGCAGGGACAAGCUGGUGAUCCACAUGAAUAAGUUCAAGCACGUGACACCCACGAAUAUUGCUCCGCUGGGCAAGCGGCUGAACAACAUGGUGAAGAAGAAGGAGCAACCGGAUCCGCCGCCGGAGGACAACAAACAGAGCCUGGAGCUGCAGCUUCAGCAGCAGGCCGUGCAGGUGGCCGCCCAGAACAUUAUUGUGCAGUCUGCCCAAGGGGCGCCGGCGGCAAUUCCCGGGAUUAUCAUCCCGCACCACCAGCAACAGCUCUCCUGGACCUGCGAGCUGUGCGGAAGGAUGUUCUCGAGUCGGGACGAGUGGUCCAUCCAUGCAAAGAGUCAUCUGGAGCCGGAACGGUUAGUCGUAGAGUCAACAAAACCAGCAGCAGUGGCGGCGGCGGCGGCGGCAGGAGUCAUUGCUAAGGCCGGCAACAGUAAUCGCAGCUACCAGAUGGAUGCCAACCAGAACCAGAUACAAAUGGAGGCCCAAGCACGCAAGCAGAAGAUAAUCAUACAAAAUCAAAUGAUACUCAAUGCCAGCCAUCAGCAACAACAGCAGCAGCAACAGCAGCAGCAGCAGCAACAACAGCAGCAACAGCAGCAGCAGCAGCAACAACAGCAACAGCAGCAACACGUGGCCCACGGCAAGAAGGCAGCCAGAAAGCACCUGCAACAUCUACAGCAACAGCAGCAACAGCAACAGACCAGUGCGCCUAUGUACAAUAACAAUAGUAGUAGCAACCACACCAACAACCACAGCAGCCAGCAACCGGGCCAAGAAGUGGCGGUUCCGGUGUCGCACAUCAUCGCCAACUCCCCUACGGCUGCCACCUACAUGCAGGCCCAGCUGAGCGAGCACGCCGGCAACAUGCAACACGCAGGGAUGCCCAUCGUCACGUAUAACGGCAACCAGUACUGUGUGAUCACUCGGGCCCCCGAUCUCGACGUGGAGGGGAUGCAGAAGCCACUGGAGUACGGCCAGGCCGCCAGUGGAGCCACCAACAUUAUAGUGAUGUCGCCCAUGCAACUCCUGCCCCCACAGCAGCAGCAGCAGCAGCAACAACAGCCACAGCAGCAGCAGCAACAGUAAGCCAAGUCAGGGAGAAAGGCUAACUGCUCCCAGCUAUACUAUAAAUACAAAUUGUAAAUAGAGUCUUAAGCAGCCAAGAGCGAACCCAAGUAUAUGUUUAAACGCACUACCCAGUAGUGUUGGUUAGGGAGUGCUCACUGGAUGAGUGAAUCAAUGAACAAGUGAAUAAAAAGUGAAGAAAUUAACAAGUAAACAGCUAAAUGAACAUGGUUCAUUUAACUCACUGAAAUAAGCACCUCCUUGGUUCAUUCACUCCGUGAGCAACGCCCAACCCUACUACCCAGCAAAGGAAUUUGUAAAUGUCAGAUUAUACGCAGUGUCAGUCGAAUCAAAUCUAGUCUAAGCAACCUAACAUAUCCCCUGCAGAUUGUAGUUCCGUGUACUAUCCCCCUACCGUAAGGCAGCCACAACAGCCACACUGAGAUAUAUAGAUAUAUCAUUUCGAUGAAGCUCCAGAUCAGACCCCGCAACUAGUAACCCCCCUACUCAGACCGCGUGUAUAUUGUAUGUGUUGUAUGGCAUUGUUUGUACAUUAAGCUAAUUACGUACUCCAAUUACGUCUUCUACUAAGCUCGGAUCGAGGAGGAGAAGGCGAGAGAAAACGAUAAUGAAAAUGAAAAUAAUAUGAAAAUGAAAACCAAAUAAGUAGCAGUAGUAGUGUCCAUCAGCAAAGCUCCCAACACAUCUCCCCAAUCGAUUCCAAUGGCAAACCAUGUAAAG
Molecule: messenger RNA, 2815 nt
Organism: Drosophila kikkawai
Lineage: Eukaryota; Metazoa; Arthropoda; Insecta; Diptera; Drosophilidae
Source: RefSeq, a predicted model, not a curated record